AUGGAAGAAAUUGAGAAUCAGUCAAAACGAAGAAUAGUUUCGAAAAAAGAAAUAAAUGAAUUAAGCAUUUAUAUUGGAGGAUUUAAAUACUGGAAAUUUCUAAAUGAAGAUUGUAAAAUUGAAGUUUUAAAAUAUUUGGAUUAUUGUUCAAGAUGUCAACUUUCAAUUUGUUCGAAAUCGGAUCACAAACUAGUUUCCAUAACUCCUCUGUAUGUUUAUGAAAUUGAAAUAAGUGACAAUGAGAGAAGCCUUCAUUCUACUUCUACAAAAGAUUUUGAAAAUAUUGUUGUCCGUGUUAAAUUCAGUCAAUUUUCCGGCUAUCGAUUUGAAGUUGUCUUCUGGCAAGUUGAGGAAGAUGUUCACAUUCGAUGGUUUAAAUAUUUUGGAUUUAAACAAAAAUCUGUCCGAUCAUUAAUAUGGAAAUCCUGUAACUAUUAUGAACAAUCUGUCAAAUUCGCAGAAAAGUGGAUGAAAGUUUGCAAUUAUGAGUUUCAAUCUAUCAAUGUUGACAUGAACAAAUAUCCAAUGAAAAGUAGUACAGUCAGAAGCUUAGCGCGUUGCAAAACAAUUCGAAUUAAUGCAACGGAUAUUGCCACGUAUUCAUGGUGGCUUGAAAAAUGCCCAGAAAAAUUGGAUUAUCUUGAAUUGAAAACUCUUUAUUCGAAUAAAGACACAUUCACAAUUCCAACGGAUUUUCUGGAUUUUUCACAGAUAAAGAAUGCCGGAACCUUUUAUUUUUGGUGUCGCUCUGCAUUCACAGACGAGCAAUUUCUAAAUUUAAAAGCAAAAAAAUUUGGAUUCCAUUGUGUUAACAUAACUGCUAAUGGCAUUAAUGAUUUCAUUAAGAAAUGGGUCAAUGGACACGGAGUAAAUGAAUUUCAAAAGGCUUUGCUAUGGUCUGCGAAAUUAAAUAAUUCUUUUAUGAUAAUGAGAGGAAUUGAAUUUCGUUCAUGGGAUCAAACAUUUCGAGAGCAAGAAGCGGAAUUUUGUUCUGCCUUCAAUGAAGAAUUUCUUGAUGGAGAGAAAAUACAAGUGUACAGUAGAAUUGAUCCAUAUGAGAGUAUCACUAUUUACUUUUCACCUGACACAAUUUCAAUUAUUGCAACUGGGCAUAGAAUGACUCGAAAUAAGAAGACGUUCACUAGAUAUCAAGUUCCUUGA
This is a messenger RNA of Caenorhabditis elegans, 1161 nucleotides long. RefSeq names its product putative F-box protein T20B12.4 (gene T20B12.4). Bases 1 to 1161 code for a protein of 386 amino acids. The record is from RefSeq and is marked reviewed. NCBI's taxonomy places the organism in Eukaryota, Metazoa, Nematoda, Chromadorea, Rhabditida, Rhabditidae. The transcript is spliced from 6 exons.